Molecule: messenger RNA, 1651 nt
Organism: Microtus ochrogaster (prairie vole)
Lineage: Eukaryota; Metazoa; Chordata; Mammalia; Rodentia; Cricetidae
Product: phosphatidylinositol 3,4,5-trisphosphate 3-phosphatase TPTE2-like
Exons: 23
Biological process (GO): transmembrane transport; dephosphorylation; monoatomic ion transport
Cellular component (GO): membrane; cytosol
Molecular function (GO): phosphatidylinositol-3,4,5-trisphosphate 3-phosphatase activity; monoatomic ion channel activity
Source: RefSeq, a predicted model, not a curated record
GCGGCUUCCGGUGUCCACCUAACGAACUCCAGUCCUCUUUUAACACGCUGUGGAUUAAGUUUAAUCACAAGACAAUAUCAUGCAGGGAUUUAAGAAGAGCCCUUUGUAUCUCUGGUUAGAACACUAUGGAUAUAACAGAACUACAGAUGCUUUCACCAUGUAUUCUGUGUCCUCGGAAAGAAGUCCCAAUGGAAAUAUAAAGGAGUCACCAAGUGCUUCACAAUCUCUUAAAUUAGAUGGCAACAUUUGCCAUCAACUGCCAAUAGCUCCUCAGCCCGGACUGGGACCUGAUGAACUCCUCCUCAUCCUAUGCCCUAGUGUUGACUGGCGUGACCUUGUACAGGUCUUUUUCAGCUGUGACACAAACGAAGAGUCAACACUAGCCCAUAAUGGAAGCAGCAGUGGCAGUUCAUAUCCAGAUGAAGUGACAUCAGUGAAUUAUCUGGAGCCUGUCAGUGACAUAACAUAUACGGAUGAUUCGGCAUCAGCACAAAUCCUUGAUGGAGCUGUGAGUGAUAGCACAUCCCUGUAUGAACUGAAUUCCUCGAAUGAAGUAAUGAAAGAAAUCCUUUCCCAGAACAAGUCUCUGACACCACAUGGUGAUGGAACUGCCAGUGAACUCACAGUCUCAAGUGGAUUUAAACCAGUAUACUCAACUGUGUCCACCAGUGUACUCAUUGCCUCAUCUGAUUUAACAGCAGAAAUCGAGGAAGAAAACAUUAACAAAUGCAAGUUAAAACAGGUCUCCAAGUUCUAUGAUGGUGAUGAAUGCAUUGAUAUUCGCAAGACAUAUUGGAACACGAUUAAGGAAAUAACCUAUUUCCUUGUAUCAUCAGUUGCCUUCAGAAUAUUUGAAAUUAUGCUGAUCUUUCUGGACAUAUUUCUUGUGGCUAUAGAUCUACAUCUUAAUAAAAACAUAUUUUAUAUUCCUCUGGAAUAUAGUUCAGUUUCUUUUGCUAUUGCUUUGUUUUUCCUUGUGGAUGUUCUUCUUCGAGUAUAUAUAGAAGGGAGACAACAUUACUUUUCUGAUUUACUGAACACCCUAGACGCCGUCGUUAUUGGUGUGACUCUGCUCAUCGCCAUCGCCGUCAUGUUUUACGAGAAGAAGUUUCUUAGAGAUGUCCCAAUAUUGGGAAUUGUAUUUCGACCUCUGCGGCUUUUUAUUCUGAUACGAAUUUUGCAACUGGCUCAUCAAAAAAGAGACCUUGAAAAGUUGCUGAGGCGGCUGGUUUCAGGAAACAAAAGACGAUACAUGAAGGAUGGGUUUGACCUGGACCUCACUUAUGUUACUGAGCGUAUUAUUGCCAUGUCAUUUCCGUCAUCUGGAUGGCAGUCUUUCUAUCGAAAUCCAAUUAAGGAGGUUGUGCGGUUCCUUGACACCAAGCAUCCAGACCACUAUCAAGUCUACAAUCUCUGCAGCGAGAGAGCUUAUGACCCUAAGCACUUCCACUACAGGGUCCGCAGAAUCAUGAUUGAUGAUCACAAUGUCCCCUUGCUUGAGGAAAUGCUGUUGUUCUCGAAGGAAGUGAAUGAUUGGCUGGCUCAACAUCCUGAAAAUGUUGUGGCCAUUCACUGUAAGGGAGGAAAAGGAAGAACAGGAACCAUGGUGUGUGCCUGCCUCAUUGCCAGUGAAGUCGUUUUAAAGGCAAAG